AAGUCUCAAUCAGUGCCUUUCCAAUAGCAAGUGCCAUCAAGCUGCAAUAAUUGAAGAGUACUUCCUUCCUGACCCAAUAAGAAAAUGAAUCCAGUUAUCUGUUUGGUUCUCGUUGGCUUUGCCUUGGUGUGUUCCAAUGCGAACGCAGUUCCACCAAAACUUGACGAUGGUCAGGAAUAUUUUUACCAAUCAGGUGCCGUUCAACCUAAGAACGCAGAAGGUCAACCUCGAUUGGUUUGCCACAUACCGGGCGGAAGAACCAUGUGCGAUUCGUACUGUAGAUCACUUAAAUUCAAGUACGGUUUAUGUAGAAGUGACAACAUUUGCCAGUGUUACUAUUCAUAAUAACACACCAUGCAACGAUAGAAGUCAAACUGGACAUGAAGCUGAGAAGGUGUGCUAGUUGGUGACAGUUAUCGAACCUUAGCAAGCUUUGUCCAAUAUAAUUGAUAAUAUAAAUAAACUUUGCAUUCCAUAAAACGUCAA
Messenger RNA from Wyeomyia smithii (pitcher-plant mosquito), 486 nucleotides. RefSeq lists its product as uncharacterized. The coding region runs from base 85 to 345 and encodes 86 amino acids. Lineage: Eukaryota; Metazoa; Arthropoda; Insecta; Diptera; Culicidae. The transcript has 2 exons. The record is from RefSeq and is a predicted model, not a curated record.